Messenger RNA from Saccostrea cuccullata (small rock oyster), 2362 nucleotides. Its product is annotated as vacuolar protein sorting-associated protein 37B-like. Gene Ontology annotation, biological process: protein targeting to vacuole; protein targeting to membrane; ubiquitin-dependent protein catabolic process via the multivesicular body sorting pathway. Gene Ontology annotation, cellular component: ESCRT I complex. The transcript is spliced from 5 exons. The record is from RefSeq and is a predicted model, not a curated record. Lineage: Eukaryota; Metazoa; Mollusca; Bivalvia; Ostreida; Ostreidae. The coding region runs from base 96 to 755 and encodes 219 amino acids.
AUUUUCGCAGCUUCCGUUCCGAUUUAUUAUGACAGAUCCUUGAAGGCAUAUUGGACAAAGUGAUGACUGAGUGAAGCUGCAUUAUAACCUUAGUGAUGAGUUACCCCAGUGAAGCUAAGCAGUUGGUUGUGGAUGAGGCAGCGGCCACGGGAAUACUCCAGCAUCUGGACAAAAAUGAACUGCAAAGUCUACUGGAAGACAAUGACAAGCUAGAAGGCUUAAUAAAAGAUCUACAGCAGGUCAAAAACAUACAGACAGACAGAGAAAUGAUGCUAGCCAAAAAUAAAAGCAUGGCAGAGUACAAUUUAUCUCUCCAAAAUCGUCUGGAGAACUUGAAAAGUGAAGUUGCUAAAGGUUAUGAGGAUGCUAAUAAGCUGAAAAUAGCUCUGGCUCAGGAUAAAUCUAGAAUAGAUUCCCACCCGAGUCGCCUUCUCCCUGACACAGUCCUGGCUCUGUUACAGUCCGCUGCCGCAGUGUCAGAAGAAAAUGCAGAGCAAUUUGCAGAGCAGUUCUGUGAUAGUAAGAUAAACCAUGAAGCUUUCUUGGAAAAUUAUCUGCCUGUAAGAACAGUUGCUCAUUUAAGACAAGUGAAAGUGAAGAAAUUAACAGAACUGAUGAAUUCUGGACUCUCGCGGCGAGAUGUUCCUGCCAUUAACUCCUCCACAAACAGUUACUCCUGCCCCAGUGGCCUCCCCAAUCUACCUUACCCUAGUGGCAACUUCUCAAUGCCACAACCAGCAGUGUACCCCAGAUAGUGCUGAAUGAUUUAUAUGUAUUUCUUAUACCAUGGUACAUGAAUUGUGAAAUUAAUGGGCAUAUUACAUGUGCUAUUGUAUUUAAAGAUUCCAAACCUUAAAUCUCAUUGUUUGCUGGUAGAUAUCUGUAAAAAGCAAGACUUUAUUUUGAAUUUUUAAGAAUGAUUUUGUGUUAACAUGUUUUUAUAUUUUGCCAUAUGAAGUGCUGACACUGAACAAUGCAAAAUUUACGUUUCAUGUUCUGUUGUGUGUUAAUGUAGUUGAGCUUGGCUGGAAAAGAAAACAAUGGGACAAAGGAAAACUGUCUUUUGUCUAUAAUAAAAAAGGGUACACAUUUAUUGGGGAUGAUGAUAGAUUUUUCAAUAUUUACACAUUUUAGUACUUUUUGAUUAAAAAAAAAAGUUGAAAAGGUAUUCAAAGAUGAUGUUAAAUGCAUGCACCUUGUUCAUGAUAUGACAAGACCAAAAUGUAUGGGUAUGAGUAUGAAAGAAAAAAAAACAAGGACAAAUCAUGCAUCUUUUAGUUUAAAAUUAAGAUAACUGUGUAAUGAUAAGUUUAUUAAAAUUAUUUAUAACCUUUCAAAAAGAUGCCACAGACUGUGUACCUUUAUUUUACAUAUUGUGUACCACCUGUCUAGUAUUUAUUUUAAACUUGCAGCUUCCAUAAUCUAUUUUAUUACAAGUUCAAAAAAUUUAUGAAUUUUAAAAUUUUGCUACAUUAUAAUUUUAUAAAAGAAAUGCAUGUAAAUCAAUUCAUUUUAGAUAUAUAAACGUAAAUUAUGAUAUUUGAUGAGCAAGCCAACUGUUUUAUAGGUUGUUUUUGUCUCUAAAAAGCUGGAAAAGGCUUCAGGUUUAAUUUGUUUGAUGAAGGUAUUCCAUCCCUGAAAAAAUGAAAUUGAAUGCAUAACAGUUUUGAUUUUGGGGAAUAUGCAUUAAUGUGAAGACAUAAUUCCCUUUUAUUUCUAAGAUUUAUUAGUAUAUAAAUGUGGAAUGUGUCCCAAGUUGUGACCUUUUUCUGAUCUUGAAGAGAUCCAGUUCAAUUUAAGAUCAGAUGAUCUUUGUUAUGUCUUGAGAGUUGCUAUAAUGGGGAUUCAGAAUUUCAAAGAGUAACAGAGAUCUGAUUUUAAUCAGGUUGGGAGUGAAUCUUUCCAUUUUAAUAAUUCAAUAACAAUAAAUUUAAAUAUAUAUCUGUUAGAGUCUUUCCGCCACAGCAUUGAUAUUCUUAGAAUCUGAAUUUUUAAAACAUAGGCUUUUCCCCAUACAUGCAGGCCUCAAUGCAGUCUGUUUAUUGAUUACUGCUUAAGUAACUGAAUCUGAAAAAAUAUCUUCAAUGGUAGAUCUCUUUUGACUGUAAAACACUUGAAAUUAUUUUAUAGUAUUUUAAAAUGUAUGUGUAGUGAUAUUUGCUGAUAAAGAAUUAGUCCUAUUAGGUUUGGAAUACCUUAGAAAUAUUGAACAUGACUGCAGUAGGCAUGUCACAAUCAUCGAGAACUUAAUAUUAUCCAGAAUGGUUAAGGAAGAAUAUAAUCCCUUCUUUAUUCAAAAUGUGUACAUGCACUUGUGUGCAUUGAUUUUUUGCAAUCAUUGAAAUAAAGUUAUUCUAAUAAA